AUGCCACCAGUUCUUGUUGUGAACGAAAUGAUGAAUUCGCGAAUCUACGAUGGCUCCAAGUUUCGGCUCCAGCGCGUCAGCUGGUCAAACGGAAUCCUGCAAGUGGACCUCGGCCUCACCGGCUACAAGGAGUAUCUGGGCACCCACGGCCGGUGCUUGGAGGAGCGCAGGCAGCUCGAGGAAGACGGGCUCCGAGACUUCGGGGACAAGGCCGCUCAUUUCUCGCAAGCCCUGGGCUGUGAAGCCGUCUUGGCCACUGCAGACGGCCAGGCCGUGCUCCUGCGCCGCAGCGGUGCUGUGGGAACUAACUCGGGAUUGUACAACGGGCCCAGUGGACACCCGGAGCCAAAGAAUGUGAGCGAAGCCUCAGCCUCCAGCAGCGCCGUUCAGGAGGAGCUCUUCAGGUCAGUUGUCGACGAGGCCGUGGCAGAGACGAAUGUGCCACGUGAGAGCCUGGCGGAGCCAGAGUUGAUGGGUUUCAUGGCAGAUUCGACCGGCAAGCCCGAUGUGCUCUUCCUGCUGCGAACGGCCUUCACCUCGGAGGAGGUGCAGCUGGCAUACUCCAAAGGGGCUGAAGAAGCCUGGGAGUCUGAUCGUCUUACGUUUUGGCCGCUGGCGAAGCUGCAUGAGUGCAGCUUGCCCCUCACCGCUGUGACCCAAGCGGCCAUCGCUUGCCUCCAGCUCCACUCGCCGGUGCAAUGA
This is a messenger RNA of Symbiodinium sp. CCMP2592, 702 nucleotides long. The record is from the annotation of a GenBank genome assembly. NCBI's taxonomy places the organism in Eukaryota, Dinophyceae, Suessiales, Symbiodiniaceae.